Molecule: messenger RNA, 751 nt
Organism: Ilex paraguariensis (yerba mate)
Lineage: Eukaryota; Viridiplantae; Streptophyta; Magnoliopsida; Aquifoliales; Aquifoliaceae
Source: the annotation of a GenBank genome assembly
AAACAAGAGAGCAAUGGAAACCCCUGAGAAGCAAAAGAAAGGAGUCAGGUAUGUGUACAAGUUAGGGUCCGGAAGCCCAAUGCUGGAAUCUGACCCACUGACCACAAUAAAGAAGGCUGCAUCACGUAGUUGGGUACUCAGGAAAUCGAAAACCUAUCAGGAAACCGACCCCGGUGGCCGGAAAACGGUGGAGGAUGGAGGACAUAAGGUGAUGGAGGCAAGAAAAUCAGUGUGCAGUGAGGCCAGAAAAUCAGUGUCACACGUGGAGAUGAAUGCGGCGUCGGUGGCUUCAUUUCUUCAGGUGAAGGUUUUGGUUUCAGACAUGCCGGCGUUCAUGCAGGUCCAUGCUUUCCGGUGUGCAAGGAGGACUUAUGAUAGUUUGGAGAAAUUCAGUUCUAAGCACAUGGCUUAUAACAUGAAGAAGGAAUUUGAUAAAGUGUAUGGACCGGCCUGGCAUUGUAUUGUGGGCUCUAGCUUUGGAUCAUUUGUGACCCAUUCAACAGGGUGCUUCCUCUAUUUCUCAAUGGAGAAGUUGUACAUUUUAGUGUUCAAGACAAAAGUUCAAAGAGCUAUGGAAUGAAUUUACCAUUAAAAACAUAUAGAUUUUUUAAUUUGAAUACUAAGCAAGUGUUGUCAUAGUAUCCUUUCAAGUUUUUGUUUUUGUUUUUGCAUUUUGUAUUUUGUUGUCAAUUGAAAGAUUAUGUAUUCUCAAGUUUGUAAAUGACAAAAUCAAAGAGUGGAAUGAAGUGUU